This is a messenger RNA of Ectocarpus siliculosus, 522 nucleotides long. Lineage: Eukaryota; Phaeophyceae; Ectocarpales; Ectocarpaceae. The record is from the annotation of a GenBank genome assembly.
AUGUCCCCUGCACUGCACCGCAGGAGGGUGGUCUCGGGCCUUGCCCCGCUCAAAGAAGGGCGCGGCAGCAAGAAAGACGUCGUGGCGUUGAGAACAUCCCCCCAAAGGAGAGAGCAGAUCUCGACGACGAGAAGGCUUGCCGAGCAAGCAGCAAGCAAUCGCGCCGCCGCCGCCGCCGCGGCCGCCAGCGACGACGACGAAGAAGAUGACUACCGGCGAACGAGGCAGCGGUCUUCCACCUGGGACGAGCACGGCAUCGCCAAGCAGCUGGAGGACAAGAGGAUGGCCUCGCUUCUCGCCGGGGACGCCGGUGAUGGUGGUGGUCGGGUCAGGAUCUGGAGCCACAACGGAGCGCUGAGACACGUGCACGGGCAGGGCGCGCGGCCGAGCUCGGAGUGGGAACACCUGGACGCGUUCCAGGCGAUGGGCUCCAUGUUCCAGCAGGAGCUGUACCAUGAGAAGUCGAGCGGGCUGGUGGAUGUCCUCGUCGACCGGAUGAGGGUGAGGGGGAAUGCUGGUUAG